AUGGUACUUUCACCCGAAGACACCGAAACCAUUGACCUACACCUAGAUCCGACCCCCUCAAACCAACCGGGUGCAGACUUGGUGGUCCAACUGACAAAACCAUUCGAGCAGUUCUCUCGCAAGCUCUUCCCCUCGAAGCAUCGUCGGCCUAGGCCUUCCCCUUCAGAUCCCGGGCCCUCGAUAUCGCCUGCAACUCUGAACGAAAGCUCGAAGAAUGUCACUAGCGGAACUGCCGAUGAAGCCAGUGAUCAGGAAGGAGAUCCCAGCAUAUCUAUUGCCGUCCGAUCGCUAUCCACCAUUCCUGUCCUUCCUCUUCCAUCCCGAUCCGAAAUCCUGAGCGCGGACCGCAAGAAGGACCCUCUCGGUCUCUCUCUUCUCUACAGUCCAAUAGGUGAUCGUACCGCCGAUAUCAUUUUCAUACACGGCCUCGGCGGUUCUAGCAGGUUGACAUGGUGUAAAGAUGAGAGGUUGGACCUGUUCUGGCCGCAGAUAUGGCUUCCAAAAGAUGAUGAUUUACAUCGUGCGAGGAUAUUUACUUACGGGUACAAUGCCCAUUAUCGCUCGUCUUCGCAGAUCUCGUCAUUGAGCAUAAAUGACUUUUCCAAGAACCUUUUGUAUGAUAUGCGGUUUGGUAGAGACCUUGAAGGCGGAUUGUUGGAUAUUGGAGAGGUACCCAUCAUCUUCGUAACUCACUCUAUGGGAGGCUUGGUGUUCAAAAAGGCAUACCUGGAUGCCCAACUUGACUCGGGUUACUCAUCUAUCAUGGGUUCUACGAAAGCGGUUGUUUUUCUAGCUACGCCUCAUCGAGGGUCAGAUCUGGCUCCGUAUUUGAACCGCCUUCUUUCUGUCGGCUUUGGGUCCUCUUCCAAGCAAUAUGUCGCUGAACUGCACGGGCCCUCAGACUUUCUCCGCAACGUCAACGAGCAAUUUCGCCAUGUGGCACACAAACUCGAUAUCUUCUCAUUCUACGAAACGCUCCAAACCCCAUUGGGCGUAUUCUCUGCGCUUAUCCUGGAUCCGGAAUCGGCAAAACUCGGAUAUCCCAAAGAAGUCUCGCGGUCGGUCAAUGCUGACCACCGUAACGUAUGCAAGUUUAGCGACACUAAAGACCCCAACUACCGUGUUGUUAUUGGCGCAUUGAAGUCGCUGGUAUCGUCCUACAGUUCGGCCGAUACAGACAAUGCUAUUCAAGAACUCGACCGUCUCCGCGGUGUAUUUGCUGUGCCACCUACUAUUGAACAUGAUCUGGACCUAUUCUCUGAGCGGCGGACUGACGGAACAUGCCAGUGGAUUCUCGAGCAGGACUCGGUCCGCAGCUGGCGAUCAUCAUCAUCCUCCGAAAUUCUCUUGCUCCAUGGACGGCCGGCCCGCGGAAAAUCUGUCAUAGCAGCCUUCCUGGCCAAUUAUUUGGUUGAACAUGAGGCCUACGUGCAGUUCUUCUUUUUCAGGGCGGGUGACGAGAGCAAGCGAAGCAUGGCUGCCCUUAUCAAGAGUCUUGCAUUUCAAACUGCACAGCAGGUUCCUGCCUUCCGCCGGGCAUUAGUUGAGAUAACUGAUAGUGGCUACAAAGCAAAAAACACUGAGUGGAGGUCGAUGUGGAAGAAGCUUUUUGUCGAUGUCCUCUUUGAGAUGGAACUUUCAUCCCCCGCAUAUUGGAUCAUUGACGGCAUCGACGAAGCGAUCUCUCCCCAUCAUGUCUUUGAACUACUUUCAGAUCUUCAGCUGUCCAAGGUCCUUAUCAGAGUCAUAGCCACAAGCAGAUGGACCCAAAGCCUCUCUGUUGCUUUCAAGAGAACGGGUUCCAGGGUGUCAACUGCUACUUUCUCGCUAGACCAUGACCUGUCGGAUAUACGACACUGUGUGGAAGACGCCCUCCGCUUUAACAAUUGGGGCGAGGAUAUCACUGGGAAAGUCGUGGAAAAGGUCCUCGAUGGAUCCAACAAUAACUUCCUCUGGGUCCACCUGAUCCUCGAAGAGCUCCAAGAUUGCAACACCGAGGAAGAUAUUUGGAACCGACUUCUCGAACUCCCGCCUGAAAUGGACGGCUUGUAUAAACGUAUGGAGGAGAGCAUUUCACAUAUCAGACGGCCUUCUGACAAGAACCUGGCGCGUCAGCUACUUAUCUGGGCCAUCCAUGCACGCCGGACGCUUUCGGCUGAAGAACUUUCAGACGCUCUCGAGCCGGAGUUUGGUAAACUUCUCGAUAUCUCUCAGACGGCCAGCCGUCUUUGCGGCCAUUUCAUUACCGUGGAGCGUGGCAAUAACGUAGGGCUGAUCCACCAAACGGCUCGUGAAUAUCUCGCAACGACAACAAAUUUGCCCUUCUCUUUAGAAGCCAAAACGGCCCACGGCGAACUCUUCAAACAAGCCAUGGCUGCCUUCUUGGACAGGUCGGUGAGGUCCAAACUCUACCGCUCAUCUCCAAACUUGCUCGAAUACCGCUCAACGUCGUGGCCACACCACUUAGCGGCGACAGAAAUGCGCGGGACCAGUGAUGAGCAGCUGGGUCUCUUGAGCAGUUUCUUUACCCACGACUCUGUUCUCGUAUGGAUUCAAGUCUUGGCCUCUCUUGACCAGCUACCAGUGCUGCUCGAGGCGUCCCAUUCGCUAUCUGCGUUUGUGACAAGCAAGCGCAGGGCUGACGAUGGUUUCGAGCUCACUGCGCAGAGAUGUGACGAGCUCGAAGUUCUCGAAGGUUGGUCUCGCGACCUGCCAAAAUUACUUGGCAAGUUUGGCGUUUGCCUUGCACAAAAGCCCGAGACUAUUUACGACAGUGUCGCUCCCUUUUGCCCACUCAAUUCAUCCAUAUACAAGCUCUUUGGAAAACGUCAGACCAGCACAUUAACGGUAAAGGGCACUUCUGAAGACUGGGAUGACUGUCUUGCCCGAGUACCAGCGAGUAGUCAAUGGGGUGCUAAGCCGAUCUGCUGUUCAGGGCGAUACAUCGCAGUGGGCAACUCGGAGCAACAAGCCAUCAUCUGGGACUCUAUGACUUUUCAUCAGGUCAAUAUUUUAUGGCACGGCGAAACGAUCUCAGCCCUCUGCUUCAACUCCAAAGGCGACCGACUAGCAACAUAUGGCCAUGGCCACACCAAGAUUUGGAGCCCGCAGUCGGGGAAGUUGCUAUUAUCCAUGCCCAACCCUCCAGACAUGCACGCUCUAUGUCUGCAAUUUGUUGACAAGGACAAAAACCUCAUCAUGGGGUCCGAUUAUCGUUGCGUCCUUCGCGCCGAUCUCGAUUCCAAAGAGCAGUGCGCCUGGGCAACGAUAGAUACGCGACUUCUAAAUGAUGUCGAGCGUAUUGAAGGCACGUACUUGAACUCUCCUGUUGCGCUGGCCCUGAGCCCAGACGGUUCAAAUAUUGCAGCAGCAUAUCGAAGUUUCCCUCUCGUCAUCUGGUCCAUAUCUCAGGCCAAACCUUUCAAACGAGUGACGCGGCUUCCACGACCGGGUCAAGUAUCAGAACCGCUCCCAUUCGCGUCGCGUGUUUCGUGGCAUCCUAGCGGCGAUGAGCUUCUUGGCAUCUUCAUGGAUGGAUACAGUUUCAAGUUGAACAUCGUUGAUGGGUCAUACCAAGAACACGCACCAGCUCCAGGUCAAAUGCCCUCGGAUAUCAUCUGCAGCCCAAACGGCCUGGUAUAUGCAAUCUGCGGAUUCGGGGGCACGAUUAGGCUCUAUGACUAUCAGAGCUCUACGUUGAUCUACCAGCUGAUCUCGGACGAUCUGAUUACUGCCUUCUGUUUCAGCGAUGACGGCAGGAAGUUUUACGACAUUCGUGGUAGCCACUGCAGCAUGUGGGAGCCCAAUGCGAUUAUGAGACACAGUACUGCGGAUGGCGACCCGGCUCUGAGCCAGACGGCAGACUGGAGCCUUCGACAAGCGCAAGUGGUUUCCAAGACAUUCGUCGACAACUCCGUGCCAAUUCUCAUCAUGGCUCCUGCUCCUCGGGAUCCUAUGGUAUGUUUUGGGGACGAGGACGGCGCUGUAGACCUGUUCGACUAUGAAACAUCUAAAAAGGUCUCGAUCGGGCAGACACCAACAGGUAUGAGCAUCGAGUAUCUGGCAUGGAACGAAGACGGGAGCAAGAUUUGCUACGCAGAAUUGAAUGCCCGACUCACUGUAGUGCAUACUACUCUGGAUGACGGACAACGCAAAGUGCGGCGCGUCGCCAGGUUUAAGCUGAGCUUGGAUUCAGCGAACCUCCGCCAGAUUCUCUUCUUGCCAGGAUGCGAUUCACUAUUAGUGUCGUCCACGACCUCCACCCAAGUCUGGGCUAUCGAGCCUCCUGAGCUUAAGUUGGCUAGGGAUUACGGCACAUCCUGGGCGCCCAGGAAGUGGAUUGCUCAUCCACGAUCUUCAGCACACCUGCUCUCAAUUACUCCGAAAGUGGUAUCGAUACACAAUCGGGAUGACUUGGAAGAAAUCUCUAGUUUCCAGUGGAGUUCUGAUCAGAGCUUUGAGAUGUCAAGUGCGGCUCAGUCGAUAUCCUCAAGUCCAAGACAAGUGCGCAGCUCCGAUGUCAAUCCUGCAGACAUCACAGAAGAAGUUGAUAGUGUCGAAGCAACCUUUGUCGAGGGACAUGUGCUUGUCAAGAUAUCAAGGAAAACCCGGAGCCGCAGACUGCGGCCCAGAUUCCUGGUAUUUGAUGCCAGAGACGAUGCAGCCUACUCAAUCUGCCCGGUAGCCAUUCCACCUACGGUGGCUGAGCUGGUGGAAAUGCCCCUAACAGUCCUACCAAACCGCAAGUUGAUUUUCAUCGACCGGUCGUUUUGGGUCUGCUCGUGGCACAUGGGCCCGUCUUAUGGCGAGGUAGAGGAGGAAGUCCAGAAGCACUUUUUCAUCCCUCGCGACUGGCUCCCGUUACAGGGUCUUGGUCUUUUGAAGGUUACGGCGACCGGUGCGAUCCUAAUUCCUCGCAAGGGAGGGGUUUCGGUGAUAAACAGUUCUAUUGGCUCUACAUUCUAG
Molecule: messenger RNA, 4965 nt
Organism: Thyridium curvatum
Lineage: Eukaryota; Fungi; Ascomycota; Sordariomycetes; Thyridiales; Thyridiaceae
Exons: 5
Coding region: 1-4965 (1654 amino acids)
Molecular function (GO): protein binding
Source: RefSeq, a predicted model, not a curated record